Molecule: messenger RNA, 1482 nt
Organism: Fusarium falciforme
Lineage: Eukaryota; Fungi; Ascomycota; Sordariomycetes; Hypocreales; Nectriaceae
Exons: 4
Coding region: 1-1482 (493 amino acids)
Biological process (GO): regulation of DNA-templated transcription
Molecular function (GO): DNA-binding transcription factor activity
Source: RefSeq, a predicted model, not a curated record
AUGACCGGGGCCCCGUCUCAAGCCACGGCCAGAGCAGCCUCUUCCCGGAAGCGCUCUAGGGCCGUGUCGAACCUUACAGAGGAGCAGAUCCAGCACAAACGCAACGUCGAUCGUAGGGCACAGCGCGCCUUUCGUCAGCGGAACAAGGAAUGCAUCACCAACCUCGAGCUUCAAUUCUCUCAGCUCCAGGGGACAUGUGCUGAGCUACGUGAAACCUGCAGCCAGAAAGACGCCCAGAUCGACUCCAUGCGUGAUGAGAACCAGUCCUUGAUAAGCUGCCUGGAAGCCAUCUCGGAGCUUGUGACAAAGGCCCUGAGGCAGGCCAGCAAGACUCAUGACCGAGACGCACAUGACCAAGACACAUCGCGGGACGAGAGUCAGAUUGGGGGUCAACAGACCACUACAGGGACCCCUUCUCGCCAGGAAGAGGCCGAAGACGACCCACUGCCUGUAGCUCUUCAAGAAUGCCCAGAGCUUCAACAGGAUUCAGGUCAUGCCAGACGAUCCCACACGGAGGAGCCCUUUGACGACCAGCUGGUGCAGUGCCAAAGCUCACCGACACCCACGAAUCAUGCAGGCCCCGUACAUGACCAACCCUAUAACAUUCCGGAUGAUAUGGGUAAUGAGGAUGCCAUUUGUCAUGUUUCCCCGGCAGCAAACGCAGGUUUUCUGUCACCCCCUGGAAGCCACCAGGCCCCCGACUCCCACAUUCCCUACAGCGCCUCAUCGCAGUCAGGAACAGAAGCAUCCCACGUGGUCCAGCAUGACACAACGGAAGACUACUCAGGCUUUGGCGGCUCGAUAGCCAAUGUCGGUCAUUACACCCCGUCCAACGCCGUAUUCGGAAUUCUCCCUGCCCACGUACCAUCCACAUGCCCAUUAGACCUCAUACUUCUUGAAUUUCUCAAGUCUAGAAGGGAAAUGCUGUCGAAUGGUCUGGACCUGGACUCGAUCGUUGGCCCUCCAAGACCCUCGACACGUGCCCUCGUCAACCCUGAGCAGGUUGAUUCGGUGCACCCUUUGAGUGGCAUAAUGUCCAGAGUGUUGUCGACGUUUCCUUCUGUACAAUUGGCCGAAAAGCUGGCCUUCUUCUAUUUGAUGUGCCACACCAUGAGGUGGCAAAUUCACCCUACUAAGCAACACUAUACUGAUAUGCCUUCGUGGCUGAGACCGACAGUGACACAAAUCGCCGUGCCUCACGCUGCUUGGAUUGACAACAUACCGUGGCCUGGUGUUCGUGAUAUCCUCAUUGAGAACCAAGCCGAAUAUCCUUUCCAGUUGUUCUCAGAUUACUAUUCCCAGAAUGUCAGUGUGAAUUGGAAGUUUGAUGGGUUAGACGCUGUGUCAGAUCUGAAUGGGGAGGGCACACUGCAUUCCAUCUUCGAAAGGCACAUACGGGAUCUGAGGAACUGGACAGUUAGCAAAGCAUUCCAGGAUCGAUUCCCUUCGAUGACUGGGGCAAUUACUGAUAUUACCCAGUAG